AAAUUUUUACAUUUGGUAACUGACGUCACACCGUUAGGCGGCUCUUUUAACUGUCGGUAAGUUGUAAGCGCUGUUUUACCAUCUUCGGCAGAGACACGAAGGUGUUUCGCGAGUUUUGCGUGCGCGUCAGUUGAGUCGAAGCUUAGAUCGUGCGGCCAUUUUGGUUGCACAGAGAACGAAAGCAUCUUUCGAACCGUGCGGUGUGUUAAAGAAGAGGAGAACGUCGCAAGACUCCGAAGCUUAUUUUAUUAUUAAGAAAUAAGUGAAUAGGGGGCGAAGGAAAAGGCAACGCCCGGGAACAAGAGCCGACGUUUUGAGAGAAAAAAGUAGUUCGCGGCGCGGCGGUUCCCCCGGUUCCGGUAUUUGUUGGUUCUUCAACACACUUUCGACGAACCCUUAAAAAAGAGUCAUCCACAUCCAUCCGAUAAUGUCCGAGAGGGAGGACAACGUGUACAAGGCCAAAUUGGCCGAACAAGCUGAAAGAUACGAUGAAAUGGUCGAUGCGAUGAAAAAAGUGGCAAAACUUGAUGUGGAGCUAACCGUGGAGGAACGUAACCUGCUCUCGGUUGCUUAUAAGAACGUGAUCGGUGCCCGACGAGCAUCGUGGCGGAUAAUUUCGUCGAUUGAGCAGAAGGAGGAAUCAAAGGGAACUGAUGAUAAAUUGGAAAUGAUCCGGCAGUAUCGCGGUCAGGUUGAAAAGGAAUUGAGGGAUAUCUGUUCCGACAUUUUAUCUGUUUUGGAUAAACAUUUAAUACCGGCUGCUUCGACGGGAGAAUCCAAAGUGUUUUAUUAUAAGAUGAAGGGUGAUUACCAUCGAUAUUUGGCAGAAUUCGCGACGGGUAACGAUCGCAAAGAUGCAGCGGAACACUCCUUGGUAGCUUACAAAGCGGCGAGCGAUAUCGCGAUGACAGAGCUACCACCCACGCACCCAAUCCGUUUGGGUUUGGCGCUAAACUUUAGCGUCUUUUACUACGAGAUUCUCAACAGUCCAGAUAGGGCGUGUCGCCUGGCGAAGGCAGCGUUCGACGACGCCAUCGCCGAAUUGGACACGCUUUCCGAAGAAAGCUAUAAAGAUAGCACGCUCAUUAUGCAGCUACUCCGAGAUAACCUUACGUUGUGGACCAGUGACAUGCAAGGAGAUGGUGAAGCAGAACCAAAAGAGCAAUUGCAAGAUGUAGAAGAUCAGGACGUGUCAUAACUGUCUUAAACAAACAAAAUUUAUAUGGGGCACGAAACGACGGCCCCUUUAGGAGCCCUGGCCACCAUCGUUAAUAUAAAAAGGGGGUUAUUUAAAAAAUAACGUGGGAAUGAGAAGAGGGUAGAGAACAUUGAGUGUGCAGAAAAAAAAUAAUAAUAAAAGUGUUGUGCAUAAUGGACGCUCUAUCUACUACUACUACUACAACUACUACUACCGGAAGGAUUAAAAAAAAUAACACGUAACUACACAAAAAAAUGAUAAAAAAUUCGAGUUUAACUUGAAAACAAAAAAAGUCGAGAAAAAAAAAUAAUAAUUUUUUUUUGAUUUAAUAACGAGGGUGGCCGCCGCGUACAUAAUGUAUUAUUAUUAUUAAUAUUAUUAGCCGUAACUUUAUUGUAAUCUGUGUGCGAUUGAGUGAGUGCGAGUGAAUGUGCGAUUGAUUCUUUAAUUUUUUUUUUUUUUUUUUUGAUCAAUUAAAAAAAUAAUGUGAAAAUGAAGUUAGUGCGAAAGAUAUUAAUAAAAAAAGAGAAUGAGUAUUUGAUUCGUGUCUUUCCGGACGUUUACGGAUUUUUUUCGUCGCGAUGCUAGAAAAAAAACGCCUUUUUACUACUACAACUGCAUUAUUAUUAUUAUUAACUAAUAAUCUAGCAAGUUAUAAAAAGAAAUCAUUAAAUCACAUCCAUUUAUUAUGUGAAGAAAGAAAAAUGGAAUAAGAAAAUGAAAUGGAAAAGAAUCGGAAACAAAAAGAAAACUGACAACCACCGAGAGCUUCUUAUAAUGGUAACUUUAAAGGUAACAUUAAAAAAAAAUUGGUUAUUUAAAAUAAUUUAGUUUUUUAUUUUGAGUUUUAAGUUAUUUCCUUGUUAAAAUGAAUCGUUAAGGUUUACAAUAAACCUUGGUAAUAAAAUAAAAAUGAGGUUGCUGUCCGAGAGAGAAUACGAAAAGGAAAUAAGUGAGA
Molecule: messenger RNA, 2156 nt
Organism: Onthophagus taurus
Lineage: Eukaryota; Metazoa; Arthropoda; Insecta; Coleoptera; Scarabaeidae
Gene: 14-3-3epsilon
Product: tyrosine 3-monooxygenase/tryptophan 5-monooxygenase activation protein epsilon
Source: RefSeq, a predicted model, not a curated record